Molecule: messenger RNA, 5923 nt
Organism: Piliocolobus tephrosceles (Ugandan red Colobus)
Lineage: Eukaryota; Metazoa; Chordata; Mammalia; Primates; Cercopithecidae
Gene: DDHD2
Product: DDHD domain containing 2
Exons: 18
Coding region: 213-2429 (738 amino acids)
Cellular component (GO): cytoplasm; COPII-coated ER to Golgi transport vesicle
Molecular function (GO): triacylglycerol lipase activity; protein binding; glycerophospholipase activity
Source: RefSeq, a predicted model, not a curated record
UUGCCACCCGUGCCCUGCGGCCCUGCGCGCCCCACCCGCGGUCGCGCGCCGCGCUCCCCGUCGCCUCACCUUUUCGCCCGGCAUCCGGGCCCGCUGCUCGCCCACUGGGAGCGCCGUGGCGCCUGGUGUUCGGCGCGAGCCCGGCUGGACCCCAGGUUCCGCCCUGCUCCGCCGCGCCCCGCCCGGACUGGGGUAAAGGCCGCGGCCGGGCCAUGCCGUGUCCCCCUCAGGGAGGGCAGGAGAGCCUGAGGAGUGGCGGGGCUGCCAGUUUUCUUUUGUCUUUAGAGAGCGAAAUGUCAUCAGUGCAGUCACAACAGGAGCAGUUGUCCCAGUCAGAUCCAUCCCCAUCACCAAACUCAUGUAGUUCCUUUGAGCUAAUAGACAUGGAUGCUGGCAGCUUGUAUGAACCAGUUUCUCCCCAUUGGUUUUAUUGUAAGAUAGUAGAUUCUAAGGAGACAUGGAUUCCUUUCAACUCUGAGGAUUCACAGCAGCUGGAGGAGGCAUAUAGCUCUGGAAAAGAUUGUAAUGGGAGAGUUGUUCCUACUGAUGGGGGCAGAUAUGAUGUUCAUUUGGGGGAAAGGAUGCGAUAUGCUGUAUACUGGGAUGAACUAGCAUCGGAAGUGAGACGAUGUACAUGGUUUUACAAGGGAGACAAAGACAAUAAGUAUGUUCCCUACUCGGAGAGCUUCAGCCAAGUUUUAGAGGAAACUUACAUGCUUGCUGUAACUUUGGAUGAAUGGAAAAAGAAACUGGAAUCUCCCAACAGAGAAAUUAUUAUUUUACACAAUCCAAAGCUUAUGGUGCAUUACCAGCCAGUUGCAGGGUCUGAUGAUUGGGGUUCAGCACCCACGGAGCAGGGUCGACCAAGAACUGUGAAGAGAGGAGUUGAGAACAUCUCUGUUGACAUUCAUUGUGGAGAACCUUUACAAAUAGAUCACUUGGUUUUUGUAGUCCAUGGGAUUGGACCAGCUUGUGAUCUCCGCUUUCGAAGCAUUGUACAGUGUGUUAAUGAUUUUCGCAGUGUUUCCUUGAACUUGCUACAGACACAUUUUAAGAAAGCCCAAGAAAAUCACCAGAUUGGGAGGGUAGAAUUUCUUCCAGUCAAUUGGCACAGUCCUUUGCAUUCUACUGGUGUGGAUGUAGAUCUGCAGCGAAUAACCCUGCCCAGCAUUAACCGCCUCAGGCACUUCACCAAUGACACAAUUCUGGAUGUCUUCUUCUACAAUAGCCCCACCUACUGUCAGACUAUUGUGGACACAGUUGCUUCUGAAAUGAACCGAAUAUACACACUUUUUCUGCAGAGGAACCCUGAUUUCAAAGGGGGUGUAUCCAUUGCUGGUCAUAGUUUAGGUUCGCUUAUAUUGUUUGAUAUCCUAACAAAUCAGAAAGAUUCUUUGGGGGAUAUUGACAGUGAAAAGGAUUCACUAAAUAUUGUAAUGGAUCAAGGAGAUACACCUACACUAGAGGAAGAUUUGAAGAAACUUCAGCUCUCUGAAUUCUUUGAUAUCUUUGAGAAGGAGAAAGUAGAUAAGGAAGCUCUGGCUUUAUGUACAGACCGAGAUCUUCAGGAAAUGGGAAUUCCUUUAGGACCAAGGAAGAAGAUAUUAAACUAUUUCAGUACCAGAAAAAACUCAACGGGUAUUAAUAGACCAACCCUGCAGCCUGCUUCAGGGGCAAACAUUCCCAAAGAAUCUGAGUUCUGCAGUAGCAGUAAUACUAGAAAUGGUGAUUAUCUGGAUGUUGGCAUUGGGCAGGUGUCUGUGAAAUAUCCCCGGCUCAUCUAUAAACCAGAAAUAUUCUUUGCCUUUGGAUCUCCCAUUGGAAUGUUCCUUACUGUUAGAGGACUAAAAAGAAUUGAUCCCAACUACAGAUUUCCAACAUGCAAAGGUUUCUUCAAUAUUUAUCACCCUUUUGAUCCUGUGGCCUAUAGGAUUGAACCAAUGGUGGUCCCAGGAGUGGAAUUUGAGCCAAUGCUGAUCCCACAUCAUAAAGGCAGGAAGCGGAUGCACUUAGAACUGAGAGAGGGCUUGACCAGGAUGAGUAUGGACCUUAAGAACAACUUGCUAGGUUCGCUGCGGAUGGCCUGGAAGUCUUUUACCAGAGCUCCAUACCCUGCCUUACAAGUUUCAGAAACGGCAGAAGAAACUGAAGCAGAACCUGAAUCAACUUCAGAGAAGCCUAGUGAUGUUAACACAGAAGAGACCUCUGUGGCAGUUAAAGAAGAAGUCCUGCCUAUCAAUGUGGGGAUGCUGAAUGGAGGCCAACGCAUUGACUAUGUGCUACAGGAGAAGCCUAUUGAAAGUUUUAAUGAGUAUUUAUUUGCUUUACAAAGCCAUCUGUGCUACUGGGAGUCUGAAGAUACAGUAUUGCUGGUCCUCAAAGAGAUCUACCAAACCCAGGGUAUCUUCCUUGAUCAGCCUUUACAGUAAAAAUGACCCAUCUAUGCCUGCUUAAUGGCAAACAGAAAAUGACACUGCAGCUUCAGGAGGUGCUCAAGAGGACACUGACCGACUCUGCUGUGGCCGUUGGUGGGAAAUGCUGUUCAGGGCAGAAAAGAGCCCAGGUGUCACCUGGAGGACUGAGGUAUGGGGAAGGGAGUAAGCGUUGAAUGAGAAAAGAAAAAUCAGAGUGAAGAUAAAGGGAAAAGAAUGAGAAAGACGUGUGGUGGACACCACCACUGUCCUGGUGGGUAAGGGCUGAAGCAGACGCUGAGGUAGUUAGCUGUCGUCACUUACCUCCCUACGAUCAGCUUUAUUGUGUUGGUAAAGACGCCAUUCAGAGCCAGGGCAAGGCUGGCAGCUGCAAAGCAAAGCCAUAAGUUAGAAGGAUCUGUCUAGGAGGAAAGGCAUGGUCAUAGCCUCAUUAAGAGAGCAGCCGUACUGUUUCUGAGAUGGAUAGAAUCCAACCAGAUCUGGGCACAAAAAUAAUUAAGGUCUUCAGUGAUCACUUUUGUAGUUGAGAACUUCUGCACUAGGCCAAAGACAUUUCUGAAGUACAAAUAACCCAGUGCAUUUAGGCACAGGGCUGCCUGCGGUGUAGCCUGCAUAACCAAGUCCCUGCAGUGCUAUUUUCCUCUCCCGCGGGGAUGGAGUUCCUUUAGGAAUGCACAACUCAGUGGCCUCCACACAGGCUCACCGUGGCUGAACCCCACAACGACUUCCUAGGUUUCCAGCACGAAGACACCGGCCAGAAAGGACUAGUGCUCACCCAGGCAGGCUUGUCUGCUGUCUCUUGUGUCUGCCUUCUUGAGAAAUUUGGCCAGGAAGAUCAGAGAUAGUGGAGAGAGAAAUGCAAUAACCUGAAUUAGAAUGUCAGAGGUUAAAAACAAUUAAAAAAAAAAAAAAAAAAAAGCCACACUCAUGGUUAAAGUAGCUCGUACAGGAAAGAGGGACGUGAAACAGCAAGACCCACUAGCGCUAACAUAAGGUCUCUGAGUGCGCGUAACCGGGAGCCAGGCAGCGCCACCAGUGAACAGCAGCGACCGUGCGGCUCGGCCCGGGUACCUCAGGCUGAGGCACAGAGCGCCCGGGAAAACGUUGUAACAGCCGAAAGAGGCUCGGACAGCCUCCUCUCUCAAUCAGGAUCUUAAACACUAGAGCCCUAGGAGGCGGAACCCAGCGCAUAGCAGCGGAGUGGGCAGUGGGUCCCUACAGAGGCCGUCUCCACGGAGGAAAAAGCACAGGUGCCCGCGGGAAGCCCGGUUAUGGGGAGGGAAGAGGGACGAUCUUUCUCCACGCACAAACAUCGGCUUGGUGGGGAAAUACUCCCUCUCCACGUAGGGGUUCCGGUAGAGCCACAUCUCCUCCGGCUGGAUGAGUCUCUGGAACGGGGGGAGCAGCUCCGUCACCCUAGAGGGGAACAAAGAAGCGCAGAGCAGGUCGCCUGGCUUCCUCGUUGCUUCCCCACUGCCCGGCCCGCCGCCCCCUGCCGCCUGCCUGCCUGCCUGGGAAGCGGGGCCGCCCGGACCCGGCCGUGGAUCUUACAGGAAGGCCGCGAACAGCGCGAGCCGCACGCCCACUUCGGCCCCAAAGGCCACCGCCGCCGCCGCCUUCCCCAUCCGGCCGCGAGCCCCGAGCGACGCCGCGCUGACGUGGCCGCCUCCGCGGGGAGGGCCGGGCCGGGAACUGCUCACCGCCCCCUCUCCCAGCCGCCCGCGCUCCGGCCGUUGCCCAGGAAGUCGGCCUUGCGGCUGUGCCGAGGGCAUAGUCCGGCAAAGGGGACGCAAAGUCAGCGGAGCUGCCCUCCGGCGCGUUCAGCAGGGAGCCAACGCCCCAGUUUCAGCCGAGUAGGUCGGCGUGCGGUCCAUGAGCAGCUCCUCUCCACACCCCAACCACACAACCGCGGGGAGCAGCCUUCUCCCGGGACCUCGCCUGUAAACGGAAAACCAAACAGCUCGCUCUCAGAUCCUCGUUCCUUAGCAACACAGCCGCAUUCUGCAGGAAACUACACUGGCUGAGGUUGGCUGGAUUGUGUCAUUUAGUCCUCCCACCCAGAAUGUUGUAGCAAAAAAUUACUGGCAAAGAACAAGCCCACAUAUUUAAUUUGGAACAUACAGGACAAUUUAUUGAAGUCAAUCUCAAGCAAAAUCUGAAAUCAGUGGAAUGUCAUUAAAAACCUUUCCAAAUUAAUCCUCACGGAAGCAAAAAACACAUUGGAAUUCCAAAGUAUUUGUAAAAUAAAAAAGGCAACAUCAGUAAAUAUAAUGUACAAAAAUUACAUGUUCCUACCAGCACACACAUCAGUAAAGAAGCUUAAAUAUUACAGGCAAUCCUAAAUACACUGUAACUAGUCAACAAUAAGCUAUCUAUAUACAGGUUAACCAAGCUUUACACAUUUCACACUAUGCAAUAAAACAUAGGCCAAUCAACAAAAUCCUCAAAAUAUUAUAUAUCUUGAAGUCUAUGUGGCAACAUCAAGUCAUUAUACAGUAAUGCCCUAGUGGAACACCCCCAGGGAAAAUUAACACUAAUCCCUUAGUGUCAAGAGCUUCUAGCCAAGUCACAGAAACUCAAAAGAGAUUGACUUUAGUGAAUAUUGAUGCUUUGUUAUUAAAGACUCAAGUCUCAAGUGAUUUAGGCAAAAUAACAGUUCACAGGAUCUACAAAGUUUAUUACAGAUAAAAUACAGAAAUAACCAAUCUACAAAGAUCAUCAUCAUAAAGAACACGAGAAAAUGAAAACGGAGUCUGUAGGUAUGUAUCUGUGUUUGUUGUGCAAUAUCACUCAAAUGGGUACAAAUGAAUUUCUCGUAUCAAUUCCAAAUAUACACAUACCCUUGUAUAUAAAAAAUGAUAUUAGCCAGUUGUAAUACUCAUUUAGCAUCUUGGUUAUUAGUGGCAAUAUAAUUUUCUUAACAUAGGGCAUGUAACAGGACAAAUGAGAUAAAAUAAUGACAACAAAGUAAGUUUUAUCCAGUCCAUUUCUAAACUGACAAGAAUACCUUAUCAAUACCUUAUAUAGGUAAUCUGACAGAUACUUGAGGGCUGUUUGCACACAUCAAGUGUGUUGGCAGGCAGGGAGGGGAGCAGUAAAAGCUUAGGGUGCUUUCUCACUAACUAGCAGAUGCAGUAAUGCCACAUAAGAAAACUUACGGACUGAAUAAAUGACUUUGGCAUCUAUUCUAUUUUCCCUUUUUACUUACAUGUAAAUUACUUUUACAGCCUACUGAAGGACAGGCAGUUCUCAGCCCCCUCCCACUUCAUACAUACGUGCCACAAGCACCCAAACUUGUCACUUACGCAAUGGACUGACCAAAACAAAACAAAAAACAGAAAUGUUUUUUGAAAGACACAGAUUACCCACAUUUUGGGAGUGUAAAAUAAGUGCAAUUUUUUUGUUUUUUUCCCUACAUAGACAUAGUAAAAGGAAAGAUGAUGUGCUUGGGGACAGGGUUGACAAAAUGACAAAAUAAAGAACGUACAUAA